Molecule: messenger RNA, 2850 nt
Organism: Mixia osmundae IAM 14324
Lineage: Eukaryota; Fungi; Basidiomycota; Mixiomycetes; Mixiales; Mixiaceae
Product: glycoside hydrolase family 5 protein
Exons: 11
Coding region: 1-2850 (949 amino acids)
Biological process (GO): carbon utilization
Molecular function (GO): hydrolase activity, hydrolyzing O-glycosyl compounds; zinc ion binding; carbonate dehydratase activity
Source: RefSeq, a predicted model, not a curated record
AUGGCAACAGCAGUAACAACAACAACACUACUCCGGCCUAGGCUCCGAAAGGAUCUCCGCAGCUCGUCGCUGGGAUCGUGCCUGGGCGAUCUAUUUUGCCAUGCUGCUGAUCACGGAGCAAGAAUAGCCAUUGCCCCCUCGCUAGUCGUCUUCUUCCUCCAACUUGAGCGCAAGAUGAGGACGGCCAUCGCUGCGGCACUGAUCGUCGCUUCCUCAAUUGCUCAUGCAGCACCACAAGGCAUCGCAAAGCGGCAGGCCGCCACGACGACAUCGCUCACGACAGCGUAUGCGCCUGGCGUAGGCACUGUCACGAUUGCGGCUGCACCGACUGGAUCUGACCUCACUGCUUCUGCGACAACGACGACCAGUGCUGCUGCUUCUGCUUCAUCUGCAUCCUUCUCUAGCGCAGCAAGUAGCGCCGCUUCCGUCGCUUCGUUGACUACAUCGACCCUCACCACAAUAACGAGCACGCUUGCGCCUGGAUCAUCUGUGACUGCGCAGCCGACGAGUGCUGAACCUACGAAAGCCAGCGCGGCGGCUGUGACCGUCGCCGCAUGUGCGCCGAAGUAUACCGGCAAUUCGAUAACGAUCACAGGCACUGGCACGUUGCCUAAGCCGACUGCUUUCGUGACCCGUUCAGGCCAGACACUGCAACUGUCCGGCAAGACCUACCGCAUGGCGGGACCCAAUAUCUACUGGCUAGGGCUGGACGAGAACGUGCAACCCAAUCCGUCAUACCCAUCGACUGCUCGAGUCCGCGAAGCAAUGGCAAUCGCAGUCGCUAUGGGAGCAAACACAAUCCGAGCACUGUCUCUCGGUAUCUCUUUCGGCAACUCGCUAUCCGUCGAGCCUACCUAUGGCACUAUCAAUGCCAAUGCAUUCAAAGCCAUCGAUUACGCCAUCUAUGCUGCUGGACAGUAUGGCCUCCGUGUUAUCUUGACACUCAAUGACGACUAUGACUAUUACACGGGAGGAAAGUACACAUUCUUGCGCUGGCUCGGUUUGUCGACGGGAAACUACGGCAAUGCCUUCUUUACCAGCUCAGCGGCUAUCACUGCUUAUCGAGCUUAUAUCAAAGCCUUCAUCACCCACAAGAACCAAUACAACGGAUUGACGUACGCUCAAGAUCCUACCAUCAUCGCCUGGGAGACCGGCAACGAGUGGGGCGCGUACAUCGGAAGAGAAGGUUAUCCGCCGCUCGCAUGGACAAACAACAUUGCGAGCUAUAUCAAAAGCCUCGCGCCAAAGCAGCUCGUCAUCGAUGGCACAGAUGGCAUCUGGAACUACACGACCAAGGUCUCCGCGCCAGGUCUGAAAUCGUCAUACAUCGACAUUGCCUCUGAUCACUUGUAUCCGCUCAACACCGGUCUCUUCAACCAAGAUCUCACGCUCGUAAAGAGCAAUAACAAGAAUCUGCUCAUCGGAGAAUUCGAUUGGACCGGUCAAAACGGCGGAGCUACGCUCUCAAGCUAUAUUUCAGGCGUCGAAGCGACUUCUUAUGUCGGCUCCAUGGCUUGGUCUGUCUUUGGACAUGACGACAACUGCUGUCAAUUCGUAAGCCAUUCUGACGGCUACAGCAUCUAUUACCCCAAUGGCAAUACUGCCGCUCUAGAAGGCAACGUAUUAGCUCUUUCUCAGCACUGGCAUCGCCUAACGGGUCAAACUCCGCCGAAGACGCUCAAAGCUGUCGCCUGCCCUCAAAAAAUCGUUUGCCGCUCAUCUGCGCAAGCUAGCCUAAGGCUAGCUCGCCGGCAAUCGUCGACAUUGGAGGCCCAGGCAGAGGCCCACUUUGGUAUCAACGGUUGCAGUCUUGCAGUCAUGUCUCACGAGCCGAAGGCCACAGCUGUUCUCCACGAGGCGACAUGCAACGAAGUGCCCGCUUCGGGAUCUGCAUGGUCUGCUGCCUGCUUCGGGGCUGUUGAUGGCAUGGCCGGCGUAGGUGGACAAGCCUCUGUGGCGCACCAGCUCGCGAGCCUGCCCGGUGUAGGCUUUGGCGAGGCUGCGCGUGAUAAUGAAAGAGCUGCCUCGGCCAGACCCACGCACAAGGACGAUCAACUCGCUGAGAUGCAAUUCAAGAAGCCGUCCGGGGGCUCGAGCCUGCUGGACAAGGCUAGCAAUCUGUCUCUUGGCGACGGUACCCCAACAGAGCAAGAUAACGGAGCCAGAGGCCGCACGACCCAGAAGCAUCUCUCUGAUAUUGUCUCUGGGCACUUUGCGGGCACGCCAGACCCUAUCGACAACUCUGAGCCUGCUGUAGAGGCACCGGCGACGUCGUCCUUUAGCAGUCUCGAUAAGCUCCUUAAGAACAACAAGGCCUGGGCAGAGGCAAAGACGAAGGAGAACCCCGACUUCUUCGCCGAACUCUCCCGUCAGCAGAAGCCAAAGCUGCUCUGGAUCGGAUGCUCAGACUCGAGAGUGCCCGCCAACCAAAUCGUAGCUCUUGAUCCCGGCGAGGUCUUUGUUCACCGCAACAUCGCCAACGUCGUCUGCCACACGGAUCCAAACUGUCUAUCUAUGGGAGAACAGGUGUUGCAAUAUGCCGUUGACGUGCUCAAGGUAGAGCAUGUCAUCGUCACAGGUCACUACGGCUGCGGAGGAGUAGCAGCAGCAAUGGGCAAUGCCAUCUUCAACGGCGUCGUCGACGGCUGGCUGCGCAAUAUCAAGGAUGUCUACGAGGAGAACGCUGACCGGAUUGAAGGAGCGUGGGCGAGAUCGCAGCCGCUCGAAAUCCACGGUUGGUGCUACAGGCUCUCAGAUGGUCGCAUUAGAGAUCUCGGCGUCAAGGUCGACUCGCCCAAGGCCAUCGACAAGGUCUAUCACGUCGCUACAAAGACCGAACCGGAGCAUUAG